UUUCUAACCCCAGUAAAUGUAACUAAACCACUACAAACCAUAAAAGUACCACAAAAUCAACCACUAUAAAGAGCACAAAGCAGCUAUGAUAUACCACAAUAAAACAACAACAAAAUAAUUGUAAACAAGAUGGUUGAUUAUCCUGGGAUAGACAAGACUCGAGGCAUAUGCCCAGUAACAACAGUAGAAAUCCAAAACGUCUCUCAGAAACGCACUCAGUGUACUAGGCUUGAUGGAAAUGUGUCUACCUCUGUUUCUGUUAUGGCUGGUGUACCACAGGGAUCUGUCUUAGGACCAUUGGUGUACAUCAUCUAUACCAGCAAAAUACAAGGUUGUCUUAAACAUUGUAUGUGUCACCUGUUGUUAGGGACAAAACCCCACCAUACUAAUUAUAAUGCGAAUAGAGGGUAGGUCUUGAGACAGUUCGACAGAACAUGUGUGACAAGUGUCCGUUCACGACACACAUGGGUGUAAAUAUGUACAUUGUGUAAUGUGUAAUAAAUAAAAUAUUAUAAAACUACAGUCCACUAAUUUAGAAGAGUAGAACCGCAUCAUUUGGUCAUUCGAUCUACCGGAUUAAGAAAGGAAGAAUAAGUUACGUAUUGACGUGUUACAUUAGACGGGGACGUCGAAAAUUUACCUACGUGUAGGGCGAUUCGAGUUAAGGGCAUCGCAAUCAAUCAAUUAUUGUGUUGGAGGCCUGUCACUGCACGCGGUACAAGACAACUUUACUGGUCGACUACAUUCCAGAACGUGAGUUCCCUCCUCAUUUAUUUUUGUAUUACUUCCUUUCAAGUUACCAUCUGUUGGCAAUAUUAUCCAUAACAUUAAAAUGGAUCCCAAGCAGUUAAAAUUGUUAAAAGAGAAAAGACAACAAUCAAAAUUGUAUUUUAGUAGAUUAGAAACAUAUAUUUUAGAAAGACAAAAUGUGGAAAUUACAGAUCUUGUUUACGAGCAAUUUUUAGCGCGUAAAGAUAAAUUAGAAACAAAUUUUGAAAAGUACAUUGACUUAAAUAUCGAAAUCUCUACUUAUGAUAAAAGAGAUAGUGAAGAUUCUGUAGAAGUAGAAGAGAAAUAUUUUGAAAUUAUCGCCAUUAUAAAUUCAUUAAUUUCUAAAUUUAAUACAACUAAAAAUUAUGUUGGUUCACCUUCGAGUAGUAAUGUUUCUAAGAAAUCUGGAGUUGUAUCGGGUCCCGUGCCCACAACCAAGCUACCGAAUGUAAACAUUCCAACAUUUAAUGGAAGUAGCUUAAAUGAAUAUAAACCCUUUUUUGAUUUGUUUAGCGCCGUAGUUGAUAGGAACAUAAAUUUCUCCGAGGUAGAAAAGCUAUUUUACUUACGCAGCUAUCUUAAGGGUGAAGCGCUGUCCUUAAUUACCAACUUACCGGUCACUAAUGAAUCCUAUAAAGAAGCUCUAAAAUUGCUUGAUGAUAGGUAUAAUAAUGAAAAUUUGUUAAUAAAUAAUCACAUUUAUAAAAUUUUAGACAUCCCCGCUUUAACAAAAAGCACUAGUUUAGCUAUAAGAGAGUUUGUUUCUCAGAUCAAGCAGCAGGUAACUGCACUCAAAAAUUUAAAACAGCCUGUGGAUAGUUGGGACUCAUUGUUAGUGUGUAUAUUGUCUAGAAAAUUAGAUAUGUACACUCAUAAAGGUUUUCAAAUUGAUAGGGAUAAUACUGUGUCACCUACUCUUAAAGAGUUCUUAACAUUUUUGGAAAAUAGAGCUAUGGCUCUUGAAUCAAUGUCUUCGUCCGAUGGCAGAUCUGAGUCACAAACAAAAACAAAACAACAAAAAUUAUCUAAUGUUACUGUUAAGCAGGCAAGAAAUAAUAAACAAAAAACGGAGUUAAGGUGCAUUUUUUGUAGCGAGGUAGGGCAUAAAAUUUAUAAUUGCACGAAAUUUAAAUCUGCCACUGUUCCUGAAAGAAAUAAAUUUAUAGAAGACAAUAAUUGCUGUAAGCUUUGUCUAAACAAUCAUUUAGGAAAUUGUAGAUUUUCGUUUAAAUGCCAAACUUGCAAUAGCCCUUCUCAUAAUACAGUGUUGCAUUUUGAAAAUACCUCAGUAAAUGAGGUCGAAGUUAAAAAUAGUGUAGGCUUAAUUAGCCGAAACCAGAAAAUUAGCACUACAGUUCUUUUGCCAACAAUUGUGCUCAAAUUUAAAGAGAAAAAUGGGGAAUUUUUGUUGGCUAGAGGUUUGGUAGACUCAUGUUCCGAGAGUUCUUUAAUCACGGCUGAAUUGGCUAAAAGAAUAGAUGGAAAAAUCUAUAAGGAAAACUUAACUAUUGUAGGGGUAUCAGAAAAUUCGCAUCAGGUAACAACUGCAAUAAACGCAGAGAUAUAUUCUUGUAGCUGUGACUACAAUAUGAAUGUUCAAUUUUCAAUAAUUGACAAAAUAACUUGUGAUUUGCCGCAUGCAGAGUUUUCAGUGAAUAAUAUACCUCAUAAUAUUAAAUUGGCCGACAAUAAUUUUUGUAUGCCUAAUAAAAUUGAAUUUUUAUUAAAUGCUAGUGUGUUUUUCCAAAUUUUGCUUACGGGUACCAUUAAAUUAGGCACAAAUGGUAUAGUAUUGCAAAAUACACUAUUUGGGUACAUCGUAAGCGGUGAAAUACCAGCAAUAACAAAAAAUAAAUGGUGCAACUUGUCUGUUUCGUUAUUGACUCGCAAGGCGCAAUCAAAAAAUAUGGAAAACCUAAUCAGUAAUUUUUGGGACACUGAAAAAGUACCCGAAGUUUUCCCUGAAUUUGAAAACGAUCAAGUUGCUUGUGAAAAUAGUUUCAAAAAUUCUGUUGUCAAACUUAACAAUAGAUUUCAGGUUGAACUUCCCUUAAAAAAAGAUAUUUCGGAAUUAAAUUUGGGUGACUCAUUUUCGGUGGCCUAUAGUAGGUUUAUCAAUUUAGAAAAAAGGCUUAAAACUAAUAGUGACUUAUUUAAGCAAUACAAAGGGUUCAUUGAUGAGUACCUACAGUUGGGUCAUGCAGAAGUGAUUGAUCUAAGCAAAUGCAAUCUAACUGACGGUUCCAACUAUUUUAUGGCCCAUCACCCCAUCAUAAGAAGUGAUAAAACUACAACUAAAUUUAGAUGUGUUUUCGAUGGAAGUAUGAAAACAAAAAAUAAUAUUAGCCUCAACCAGUGUAUGUACAAUGGCGAGGUUGUUCAAAAGCAACUUUUUGACAUUUUAAUUUCCUUUAGAACACACAAAUUUGUUUUUGUUACUGAUAUUCGCCAGAUGUACAGACAAAUUUUGGUUGAUCCUAAGCAUACUAAAUUAUUGAAUAUUUUGUGGAGGGAUACUCCUAGUGAGCCUCUUCAAUGUAUAAGACUAUUAACUGUAACGUAUGGUCUGCGUAGUUCACCCUUUUUAGCUACUCGAUGUUUGGUGGAGCUAGCGAACCAAGAGAAACAAAACUUUCCUCUAGGUGCAAGGGUUUUGUUAAAUGAAACCUAUGUAGAUGAUAUUUUGACAGGCAGUGACACGACAGAAAAUUUAAAUCAAAUAAAGGCUCAGUUAAUAAACAUUUUGAAAUUAGGUUCAUUUGAGUUGCACAAGUGGUCCUCAAAUGUUAAUAACGUAUUGGAGGACAUUCCUGUUGAAAAACGCCACCAUGACAAAAUAGAUAUUGCCAAAAAUAGUAACACUAUUAAAACAUUAGGUUUGACGUACAAUGUUGUCACCGACAACUUCGAAAUAUCUGCUCCAAAGUGUAACUUGAACAAAUGUGUUACCAAACGUCAAAUUCUCAGCUGUAUUUGUAAAUUUUAUGAUCCAUUGGGACUUAUUGGUCCAAUUUUGGUUCAAGCUAAGAUGUUCAUGCAAAGGUUAUGGUUAAGCAAAUUAAAAUGGGAUGAUAAGGUCCCAACCGAUUUAAUGAAAUUUUGGAUCGACUUUACAACCAAUAUUGAAUCGAUGGAAAAUUUAAAGGUUAUUGUGAUAGCUCUAUAAAUGCCUUCGGAGCAGUAGUUUAUAUAAGAACUAUAAAUAAUAAUGUUGAAACAAAUGCAGUGAAUGUUACGUUGCUUUCGUCCAAAUCAAGAGUUGUGCCAAUUAAUAAGAAAUUAACGGUACCCAGAUUGGAACUAAAUAGUGCGUUACUUCUGUCUAAUUUAGUAUUAAAAUUAUAUGAUAUAUUAAAAGAAAAAAUUAAAGAAGUAUAUUUAUAUUCAGACUCUACAAUAACGUUAGCGUGGAUAAAGUCUGACCCAUUAAAAUUAAAACCCUAUGUUGCAAACAGAGUCCUAAAAAUUCAACAAAACACAAAAAAUUUUAAUUGGUUAUAUAUUGACACAAAAAGUAAUCCAGCUGAUUGUUUAAGUAGAGGUUUAGACAUUCAAACAUUAAGUGAUCACCAUCUUUGGUGGCACGGUCCACUUUGUUUACAAGAAGGCACUUUUAGCCAUAAACCAAAUUAUAUUCCUCAAAUAACAGAUCCAUUACCUGAAGAAGAAAAAAUAAAACCAGUUUUGACAACAGUCGUUUUAAAAAAUGAAUUGUUUGAGAGGUACUCUAACUUUACUA
Photinus pyralis (common eastern firefly) is the source of this 4510-nucleotide messenger RNA. RefSeq lists its product as uncharacterized. NCBI's taxonomy places the organism in Eukaryota, Metazoa, Arthropoda, Insecta, Coleoptera, Lampyridae. The transcript has 2 exons. The record is from RefSeq and is a predicted model, not a curated record. The coding region runs from base 833 to 3937 and encodes 1034 amino acids.